Molecule: messenger RNA, 2131 nt
Organism: Eurytemora carolleeae
Lineage: Eukaryota; Metazoa; Arthropoda; Copepoda; Calanoida; Temoridae
Gene: Hydr2
Product: abhydrolase domain-containing protein 2
Exons: 16
Coding region: 1-1659 (552 amino acids)
Biological process (GO): medium-chain fatty acid catabolic process; steroid hormone receptor signaling pathway; sperm capacitation
Cellular component (GO): sperm plasma membrane; sperm flagellum
Molecular function (GO): monoacylglycerol lipase activity; acetylesterase activity
Source: RefSeq, a predicted model, not a curated record
AUGGAACACAGUCAGGAUCUAUUCAUGAUUCUUGCAACACUUGCUGACGGUAUGCUCAGCCUUGUGCUUGUAGCAUGCAUUCUUAUNAGAGAACAUGAAAGCUAUUAUUCGGCGGUGGACACCGAUUCAGAGAAAUCAUUGCUGUACUGCGCCAACGCGCAGUUUCUAGACGCGUUCCUCAAGCGUGUUCCGGAGUUGAGUGAACCUUAUAUUCCAACAAGGUUCUGGGGUUUCAGCGGACAUAUUCAAACUAUCAUUCAGGGUGUAAUCUCCCGUCUGCACUGCCCCCUGGUGAACGGGUACAGGGUGUUCUUGAAAUUGACCGACGGGGCGACGGUUAGCUAUGAUCUCUACCAGAGUCUGGAGGAACAUCCCGAAGGCGGAGACUUUACACUCGCUAUAUGCCCAGGGAUCGGGAACAAUAGUGAAUCCGUUUAUAUUAGGAGAACUGUUUACAACGCCCAGAAGCAUGGGUACAGGGUUGCUGUACUGAAUCAUAUUGGAACUCUACCCACCGUUCCAGUUACUAGCCCCAGGAUUUUCAAUUACGGGGCCACCUGCGACUAUUCUGCUAUGAUCAAGGACAUUGUUCGAAGGUACCGGACUACAAGGAUUAUAGUGCUAGGGUUCUCUAUGGGAGGAAACCUUGUGACUAAAUAUAUUGGAGAGCCAAGGAUCAAACCUUCCAACGUAAUUGCUGGUAUUUCUGUUUGCCAGGGAUACGAUGCAAACAGGGCUAUGCAUCUGCUGUUAGAAUGGAAAGGAUUCCGUCGUCUUUAUAUCUACGCCAUGACGGAGAACAUGAAAGCUAUUAUUCGGCGGUGGACACCCGCUCUUUUUAGCGAUGAUAUUAAGCGCAAACUCGGAGUCACAGAAAGACAGGUCUUUAAUUCUGGAACCUUACAGGAGUUAGAUGAUAUUUACACUAGGAAACUUGCAGGGUUUAAUACAGUUCAUGAUUUUUACAAAGCCAUGAGCUGCUGUCACCACCUGAAGAAUAUUAAGAUACCCAUGGUGUUCAUGAACUCACUAGAUGACCCCAUAGUUCCCCCUCCUCUCCUAGAGGUCAUCAGAGACGCAACGUUGAACAACGACAAUCUUAUCUACGUUGAACAAAAGUUCGGCGGCCAUCUUGGAUUUUACGAGGGUGGGUUCAUGUACUCGAACCCGCUAACCUGGCAGGACCGGAUGAUUGUUAAGAUUGGUCAUGCACUGGUGGCCGGGCAUGCUUCUAAAACUACAAAGCCGGACUUUGAGGAGGAAGUAAAUUUCAAAGCAAGUCUUUAUCUUAACCAGUCUUCUUUAAGUUCUGAAAGUGAGAAGGAUGAAGAGUUCGAGGCCAAGAGUGAAGGUCGUCUUGAAUGCGGAGGCCGGGUCGGAGGACUGGUGACUGCCCAAGCUAAGAGUGAGAAUCACUCUGCACAAAGGAUUCCCUAUUUUGAAACCCCAGUCACAAGUGAGGAAAACAGCAGUGCUGUUGACAGUGACAGCUGGAUUACUUCGGAUGAAGAAAGUGAUUCCUUUCCUCCCUCUCUCACCCCCCCCCCUACACCUCAUACAUCAUACGUCUGGUCUGGAACCAAUAGGAGGUUUUUAACAGAUUUCUUAAUAGUUCCUGAUACAUCCCCCUCCUUAAUACACAUUACACAACCAUUCUAAAACACUUAGCCUCAGGGUUUAUUAAAACUAUAUAUUAAUUGAUUAUUUGUAUUUGCUCAGGAUGAGAUCUGUUGGUCUGAAUCUGUUUCCUGAGUAAGUUCAGAUUUAGAAGAAUCCUGACUGACAGAUAAAUCUCGGAAUCGGAUUUCUACUUGUGAAAAAAUGGGUGAAACAGAAUACAGUCUCCAGUCUCCACCGAACCAAUGCUACAAUUACAGAUGCCAUAUUUAUUAGUUGUAAUGCUUAAAGGUCACAGAAUUAUGAAUAUUUCGACAAAUUCGACUUUAUCUGUUAAUUAAGUAACAUAGUUUAUGUCUUGUUUCAUGUGUUGUGACAAGUAUGAAUUUUCUCCUAGUUUUCAAAUGUUUUUGAAAAUAUAAUAUAAUUGUUAGAUUUAAAGAACCCACUGUUUUUGAGCACUUCAUUUGUACUCAAAUAACGAUAUCCAUUUAUAAUAAAGUACUUAAUGGGC